Messenger RNA from Candida dubliniensis CD36, 3726 nucleotides. It is a transcript of the gene YCG1, whose product is annotated as condensin subunit. Lineage: Eukaryota; Fungi; Ascomycota; Pichiomycetes; Serinales; Debaryomycetaceae. The record is from RefSeq and is a predicted model, not a curated record. Gene Ontology annotation, cellular component: condensin complex; condensed chromosome. Gene Ontology annotation, biological process: mitotic chromosome condensation. The transcript has a single exon. Bases 1 to 3726 code for a protein of 1241 amino acids.
AUGGAAAUACCACCAAAACCGACCCUCAAGGCAAUUAAAAAAUUUAAAACUUUGGAUGAAAUUAAAUAUGCUAUGAAGCAUGUUUUCCAAGAUGCUCAAUUAGGUUUAGCUGGACAUAGGAAAUUAGUAGUAAUUUUGAAAAAUGUAUUUAAAAAAGUCAUUGAAUUGAAUCAAAUUCAUUUUUUUGCCAUGUGUUUCACUAAAUUAUUAUCUAAAAUAUUACCUUUGAAAAGAGGAGUUUUGGCUGGUGAUAGAAUAGUCAAAUUUUGUUAUCUGUUUGUUAAUGGUCUAGUUAAAGAUGCCAAUGAAGCAAAACGUUUACAACAAGAAGAAAAAGAAGAAAAAGAAGAAGAAGACCCAGAAGAGGAAGAAGAAGUAGAUCAAGAAACUCCAAAUUCUGAAUUUAUUUCAUAUUUGAUAAAAUAUUUGUUGAGUGGGAUAGAAUCAAAAGAUAAACUGGUUCGUUAUCGUGUUGUACAAACAUUAGCAUACUUGGUUGAAUUCUUAACAGAAAUACACGAGAAUAAUACAUUGGAAGCAUUAUACACUUUAUUAAGUAAUCGAUUACAAGAUAAAGAACUGUCCAUACGAAUUCAAGCAGUUGUGGCAUUAUCACAUUUUCAAUUAUUUGAAUUUAGUAUUGAAGGUGAUACUGAAGAGGUUGAAGAUGAAUUUAUAUCAAGUAAUCAAAUUAAAAGUAAAUUAAUAAAUUCCAUUCAAAAUGAUGACAGUCCAGAAGUCAGACGGGCAGCAUUGAUGAAUUUGGUUAAAACACCUGACACAAUACCCAUUUUACUUGAAAGAGCAAGAGAUUCUAAUUCCAUCAAUAGAAGAUUGGUCUAUUCUAAAGUAGCUCGUGAGUUAAUAACUGAUUUGGAUGAUUUAGAAUUUGAAGAUAGAGAAUUUUUAUUGAAAUGGGGGUUGAAUGAUCGUGAUGAAACUGUUAAAGCAGCAGCUACGAAAAUGCUUACAACUUAUUGGUAUCAAGCUGUCAAUGAAGAUUUAUUAGAAUUAAUUGAUCAAUUGAAUGUUAAGAGUGUGAUAGCUGAACAAGCAAUUUUAGCAUUUUUUAAAACUAAACCCGAAGUUCUUGAAACUAUUAAAAUUGAUGAAUCAUAUUGGAAGAAUUUGACAACGGAAAAGGCAUUUUUGAUGAGAACUUUCUAUCAAUAUUGUAAUGAAAACAAAUUACAUGCAUUAAUGGAUGCUAAUUUCCCUGAAUUACUUGAUUUAUCAAUAACAUUAGAAAAAUACAUGACAGUGAGGUUGAAAACUAUUAAUGAAAAUGAAACUUUAGUCAAAGAAUGGGAAACUUAUAAUUCUAAAAUUGACGAAUUAGAUGAUCAAAUAUUUAGUCUUGAAAACCAGAUUGCUAGAAUAAACACUGAUGCGGAUAAUUUCCGGAAAAAUUUGUCUAAUAUUGAAGAAGAUAUUAUUGAAAUUAAUAUAGCGAAAGAUUUAUUCAAAGAAAGAAUUAAACAAUUAAAAAAUAAUACAGGAAAUCUAGAUGAUUUAGUCACUGAAGAGAAUCAAGACAUUGCUAAUCAAAUUAAAGAUUUUCUGGUGGAAGAUUUACAAUUACAAUUGGAAGAUAUUAAUAAUAACCUUGACGAAAUUGAACAUCAACCAGAAGAGAUAAUGGCAAAAUUAGAAAAUCUUCAAACAAAAUAUGAUUCUUGUAUUAAGGCACUUGAAACCACAACUCAAUUGAAAAUUCACACUGAGGAGAAUUUUGAAAAAGAACAUGAAAAUGAUUGUAUUCCCUUUAUUGAUGCUUUGAAAGAAUUAGAAUUUAUUAUUAAUCAAUUAUUAUUGAUUGUUAAAGAUUUUGAUUAUGGUGAUGAAAUGGCCAGAAGAAAAUUAUUACAUAUAAUAAGAACCACAUUAACUGAAGAUAAAUUACCUGAUGCUUUGAUAGCAGUGGCUCUAAGAGUAUUAAGAGCACUUUCCAUAAAUGAAAAAGAUUUUGUUUCAAUGGCAGUGGAAAUAAUUACUGAUAUUCGUGAUUCUCGAGAUGACGAAGAAUUUCAUUCUGCUGCUGCCACAUUUGAUGAUGAUGAUAUGGAAAAUGAAGAUGAUGAUGAUGAGUCUCAACAAUCAUCACUUAGUACAGCUGCUAAUAAAAAGCGAAGAAUUGAACCAGAUAUGCCACCUAAUGAUAUUGUGUUGAGAUGUCUUACUAUGACACAACAUGUAUUGGAAGUAAUUACUUAUAGUUUGGAUGAUCAUCUUUCAUUAAGUUCCAUUUAUAGUGGUAUUGUGAAUUAUGCUAUUCAAAAUGAAUCGAAAAAGAAAUUAUAUCUUUCUGGAUUAACUUGUUUAGGACUUUAUUCUUUAAUUGAUUCCAAAAUUGCCAGAAUAGCAACAUCAACAUUAUUACUGGCAAUGAGAAGUAAUGGUGAUGAAGUGAAAGAAAUUGGAAUGAAAGCUAUUGUGGAUAUAUUGGCAGUCUAUGGUAUGAGUAUUCUUGAUAAAUCAUCUAAAUACAAGUAUUCAAGAAUGUUUUUCAAAGUUUUAAAUUCAUUUGAAUCACCAAAAUUACAAUGUAUCGUAGCUGAAGGGUUGUGUAAGUUAUUUUUAGCUGAUAUUUUGUACAAGACUGACAAACGGAGUUUAUUUGGAAAUGUUAUUCUUCAAGGUGAUCCCACCACUACCACCACAAAUAAGGGUGAUGAUGAUGAUGAAGAUGAUGAUGAUGAUGCAAAUGAAGAGGAAGAAACUGAUCGAGAACAUGAAAAACAUUUAUUUGAAGCUAUUGUACUUAUUUAUUUCAAUCCCCACACUAAAUCAAAUCAAGAAUUACAACAAAUUUUAUCAUUUUGUAUACCAGUUUAUGCUUUUUCUCGGAUAAAUCAUCAAAUCAAUUUAGCAGCAGUUAGUGGUGAUGUUAUUUAUCGACUUUUCACUGAAUCAGAAAAUGAAUUAUUAUCACCAAAUGUUAUAAUUCCACAAUUAAUAUCAUGGUGUGAUCCCAGAAAUUUAGUUAAAUUAUCAAAUGAUGAAAUAAAUCAAGCAACUUCACAUUUAUGGCAAUGUGUUUAUUUAUUACAAGUUGUUGAACAAGUUGAAGCACGUAAUGUAAAACGAUGCAUUAUAAAUAAUUUGAAUAAAUUUCAUAUAACAGAAAAAUUAGAAUCAAAUCAAUUACAAGCUUUAAUUAAAGCCCUUGAUACUACAAUUGAAUUAUUUGCUAAUAAUGAAAAUAAUCCUAAUUUUAUUUUAGAUAAACCAACAAAGAAAAAUUUUGAUACAUUUAUUGAUUCAAUAAAGAAUAAAUUAGAAAUUGCUCAAAAACGAGAAGAAAUGGAACUGAUUAGAGGAGGAAGUGAUACAAAUUCAAUAUUACAUGAAUUAGAUGAUUUAGAUAUUGGAACGGGAGAAAGUAGUCAAAUAUCUAUAAAGUCAGAAACUGAAACACGAGAUCUGGAUCGAUCUCUGCAAGUUAGUAAAACCACAUCACUAGAAACUUCAUAUCAAGAAGAGGAGGAGCAGGAAGAUGAGAAGGCAAAUGUUGGUAAUCAAUUAGAGGUAGAUAAAUCAAUCACAUUUAAAAAGGAAGACAAAGAAAAAGAAUUGAUUGAAACAAGUCCUGAUCAAGAGCAAGAACAAGUUGAAUCAAAGAAAGUCAUAGAUAACAAAGUUAAGGAUUCUUUAGAAGAUAUAGAUAAGUUUUUAGAAGAAGCAGAUGAUGUUGAUUACGGGGAUAUUUCAAUGGAUAGCGAUUGA